This is a messenger RNA of Vanrija pseudolonga, 3965 nucleotides long. Its product is annotated as purtative transcriptional regulatory protein. The transcript has 17 exons. Gene Ontology annotation, molecular function: DNA binding; DNA-binding transcription factor activity, RNA polymerase II-specific; zinc ion binding. NCBI's taxonomy places the organism in Eukaryota, Fungi, Basidiomycota, Tremellomycetes, Trichosporonales, Trichosporonaceae. The record is from RefSeq and is a predicted model, not a curated record. Gene Ontology annotation, biological process: DNA-templated transcription; regulation of DNA-templated transcription. Bases 46 to 2550 code for a protein of 834 amino acids.
GAGGGAGGAGAGCCACCGGAUUUAAGCCGCAUUCGGCCAAAGCCGAUGGCUCAUCGUCAAUCUCGCACACCUAUCCUCAACUAUCAUCGCGCCAUGUCCGAUCUCAGUGAUACUGACGCUCCGCGUCCCAAGCGCCGCCGCCAGCGCCCACACCUCAGCUGCACAGAAUGCCGGCGGCUCAAGAUGAAGUGCGACAGGCAAUUUCCGUGCGCCAACUGUCGCCGCAGGGACUGUGCCGCCGACUGUCACCGUGGUGGCCCUACAGGUCGUCGAACAACGCUUAGCCCAUCGGCGGACCAGGUAAACAGGAACCUGCACGAACGCCUGGCCCAUCUCGAGAGCAUCCUCGAGAAGCAAGGUCAAAUGGGUACGCCGGCACCCGGACCGAGUCUCCUUGCGACGCCCUCGACCACCACACAGGUUGCAGACGACGCGGACCACUCCUCACCGCUCCCUCCCCCUGCAGACGUGUUCGGCAACUAUACAGAGGCGUCGGCUUUGCACGGUAUUACUGCCCUCGCAGAUGCUAUAGAUUAUGUCGAUCACCAACCACUCCCGGAGCAGCAUGGGGUUAUGGAAACUGGCCUUGAGCUUCCAGACUUGGGAGACGAUGCGGCCAUGCCCCCUCUUGAAUCACGAUCACCAGCUCCAGGCGAGACCGAGGAUAUCGGCACUCUCGUCAUGUUCCCUUCAGGAAGGUCAAAGUUCUUGGGGCGCACGGCUGCAAGCGAGUGGCUGCAACAGCAUGACGUGGACGAAGCCGAGUCGCCGCCUUCCGAUAGCCACAUACCCUCACCAGCCCCAGAUCCCGGCUCGACUGGCUGGCCGUCGACUGCUGGCGCUAGCCCGCUCGAUUCUCUCAAGGUGGCAUUCCCCUUCAAUACAGCUACUAAGAGCUUCUCGACCUCGGCGCUUCUAUCCCAGCUCCCACCCCUCAGCGACGGACGCACCCUCGUCAACGUCUACCUGCGACACUUUGCCUGGCACUACCACAUUGUGUCGGAAGCGCGGCUCUGGAGCAUCCUCGAACGUGCAUAUGGGCUCCACCGCGAGCAAGAGCGGGUGUGGGUGCCUGCCGACCAGCUGGCUCUCCUCUACAUCGUGUUCGCCAUGGGCACAUACUUCAACCUGGAGUUACCGCCCGACGACCCUGGAGUGGAAGAUUACCUCAACCUGUCGCAGUGUUGUUUGGCCAAGGCCGACUUCAUCACCAAGCACACGCUGGCUGGUGUCCAGACCUUGCACAUCAUGGCAAGCCUAAAACUUGGUCUUGAUACAGGCCGAAACGGCGACAAUGCCUGGCCUAUGUUUGGACUAAUGCUUCGCAUUAUCCAGGCCAUGGGUCUGCACCGCGACGGUACAAGGUUUGGGCUGUCUGAGGAGGCCGCAGACGAGCGCCGACGAGUGUUCUGGGAGGGCUAUUCCCUCGACACCAUAUUCUCCAACAAAUAUGCCCGACCGGGCGCCUUCAACCCAGACUACACCGAUACGGCGUAUCCCUCACUCAUUCCCGACGACAACGCCUUCUAUUUGAUCAAGUACCAGCUGACACCACUGUUCUAUGCAGUCAUGGACCACUCAAUGCAGGUCCGCACGCCUCCAUACAGCCGGGUGGAGGAGAUCACCAAGCGGAUAUCCGCGUUCGAGAUCAAUGUUCCCUUUGAGAUGCGAUGCCGGCCGUAUCUCUGCGCCUUGCCCUCGCUGUACCCGGAUCCAGAUUCUGCUGUGCUCGCUACACCGCCAAUAGAGCGGCGAAAUCUGCAGAAGGCAUUUCAGGUGUUCACCGUUGGCAUAAAGGUGAGCGAGUGCCUGAUCGACUUGCACCGCCCGUACUUCUGGCGAGCGCUCUCCGAGAACGCAUCAGACCCCACACGGUCAAAGUUUGCUCCAUCCUACCUGACAGUGGUGGAGCGCUGCAAUGCAAUCGUGGUCAUAGCUGCAUCUAUUUACGAGCUGUUCCCGCAGCCUGCCGCACGUCACUGGUGGUUCUGGUACCACGCCUUCAGCGCUGCAGUUUGCAUGGUAACACUGGUGAUCAAGAGCCCCAGGAAUCCCCUCGUACCUUUUGGCCGCAAGCUAGUCGACACGGUAAUACACCUCUACACCGCAGUAGUUGGGCACCGCAACUCGCCAAUGAUGGCCAAGAAUCUUGCAUUCCUGCAAACACUGCAAAAUCGCAUGGAUGCAAAAAUAGCUCAAACAACGACACUGGGUUUAUCCAGCGACGUGGUGGCUGAGGGCGAGGACGACGAUGUCGAUCUGCUGGGCUGGACGACACGGCUAAUCGAGCGACAAGGGACGAACCUGCCCAGGACGAGGAUGCAGGUCACAAUCACACAGUCUCAUAUCGCUUGCCCCUCAAUUUCAGCGCCUGGAAUUGAAAGUGGCGGCGAACAACAGGACGCUCCGGACGAUGGAUGGCUCGAGCAGCUGUGGGGAUCUCUGGGUGCCACUGUUGAGUCCAGCGACUUGGAAAAUACCUGGUGGUCGCAGCAGGCCUGGGGGGAUCCAUCCGUGUUCUUGCUCGAGCCGAAUUCGGACCUUAUGUAGCUGUGCACAUGGUUCCCCGAGUUCGACAAUGUUGCAUCGCGACAGUUUACCAGUGGGAGAGAGGCAUUGCAAUAGGAAUUCGAGGCGGAAGUUUAGAUUGACUAUGUAACGUACUCGGCACCCUGAAGUCAGCGCGCACGAGGGGUGCACACGCACGCAGACCUGUAUCGCCUGCCCCGACACAAAGUCGGAGGCAGGACCAGCGAGGAAGCUAACCAGCCGUGCAACGUCCUCCGGCUCGGCAAUGCGCCCAAGCGGCGUGGCGUCGACCUUGCGCUGCGUGAGAACGCCGGGGGCCGGCUUGCCGUCGUCAGCCAAGUUCGCCUCGUCCAUGGCGCGCCACAUGUCGGUGUUGACAGUGCCGGGGCAGUACACGUUGGCGGUGAUGCCGUGCUUUCCAAACUCUCGGGACGCCCCUUGGUUGAGCGAGCGCACGGCAAACUUAGUGCUGCAGUAGGCGGUCUUGUGCAGCUGCGUAUCGAAGCCCGACACACUGCAUGCCGCUGGGGUAAGCUUCAGUCCUCGGAGGAGCUCACCAAUAAGUUUACCACCCCAGCCCUGGCUGAUGAAUUGGCGCGCCGCGGCCUGGUAGCAGAAUAGCACCCCGCGCACGUUGAUAGCGUAGAGGUUGUCGUACAUCUCGGGCGUGAUGUCGAGGAACGUGUCAGUCGGCGCAAUGCCAGCAUUCGCGACCAUCACUGGGCAUUAGCGCGACCAGCACAAGACCCACCGUCGAGCCGGCCGAACGCGUCGGUGGCGGCGGUGACCAGCGCGUCAACCUCGCCCUUUCGCCGCACAUCGCACUCGAGGCCAAUGGCCCGUGCUCCAGCUGCCUCGACCUCCACAACCACAGCGUCGAGUUUGGACCGGGCGGCGGCGACGUCGGCGAGGACGAGGGCGAAGCCGUCCUUCGCUAGUUGCUGGGCGAUACCGCGGCCUAUGCCUUGUGCGGCGCCGGUUAUGAUCACGACUUUGGUGGUGCUCAUUGUGCUGUAUGUAACUCCGGUCUUCCUAGGGGCUUAUCUCCGGUGGUCGGUUGUCUCUGCGCUCGGCAUUGAAAUGGUGAAGGGGGCCGUUCAUGUUUGGUCCUGCGUGAGGAGGCAGUUGGAAUCAUGUUUGCGUGAGCGAGGCAGCAAUGUGACGGUGCUGAGGGGGUGGCAGUCUACAUGUUCUUGACUUUGUUCACAGAACACUGGCCACCCAGAUGUAUUCGUCAGGCGGCCUCCUUCGACGUCCGGGAUGGAUACGGUAUUGCCCGAGGUCUGAGUCCCAUGUACUGGUGUCACGUUCUGCUCCGAGGCUGACGACCUGUAGUUCCGGGAGGGCACUGAGCAUCAUUCCGAGCUGUCGCGCGAAAGGGCUGUCGAAACCGUUGUUGAGCUCCUGCUCGUCGCCAUCCCACUCGCUGUCGCCUG